UUCUGUCUAUCCGAUGAAAUCUUUCAUUGAUGUUUAACGUCUACAUGUUCAUCCCUUCGUCUCUCUGUGUUCUGGCGGCGCUUGCAUUAAAGACAGCAAGACAGGAGCUGCAUCUACCUGAACUGCAGCUCGCAGGAUCGGUGUUUUUAAUUGUGUUGCUUUUCACUUUAUUUGGGUGCAUGGCGGGACACUUCUGGAAUAUUAGUGGGCGGCUCCGAAGGUUAUGCACCCGUGUCAGUCGCUUCAAUGAGAAACAGAUGGAGGUAGGGGAGCUCAAGGAGACGCUGGAUGUCCUGGAAGAUACAUUAAAGGAACGCUUUGUAGAGAUCGGAGCUAUGAGAGAACUGGCAAAAAGUCGUAAUCCCCAGAUCGGCGAACGUGGCCGAGAGAACCUCAAGCUGCAAGGGCAGAUUCGAUUUAUCAAACGACAUGUUCAGGAGAGCAUUGCUUCUAAAAAGGCAGCCCGGACGGAGCUGAAAAACUGUAAGAGUGAGCAUCGUAAGAUGAAGGAUGGAGACGACUUCAUAAUAGUACCGAACUACACCGCGGCCCCGUGCCCACUUCGGAAAACCAAUGCAGAAGACAGCGUGCUACCUAUAUUACAAAUGAAUCCACAAGAAUUGUCACUAGAACUUCAUGACAAGGCUUUGGAAGGUCAAUACAUGCUUCCAUCUUCUCAGAAAACAAGCAAUUUCUAUGAAGAUUAUGAGUCCUUCUAUGACUCCUAUGAGUUAGGCUCCUGGAUUGGACAAGGGACCUAUGGUCAAGUCUUUGCUGCUACGCGCAAGUCAGAUCAUUUACGAGUGGCAAUUAAAUUCAUAAAGAAGGCCCGGAACAUUGGACGCAUGCAACAUCCUGAUGACCCAGAGCCUAUUCCCAUGGAGGUGGCAACAAUGAGAGCAGUGUGUGCCUUUCCAUCAUGUCCAUGGGUCAUCCAGUUGCUUGACUGGUACUGCAUAUCCACUGAGCUUAUGCUGGUCCUAGAAUUGCCUGAGCACAGUGUGAGCCUUUUUGACUUUGCACAGAACAACAGGACAACACUGACUGAGAAGCGAGCAAGUCUAAUCUUCCAUCAGAUAGUAAAAGCCGUACAGCACUGUCAUGGCCGUGGUGUUUCUCACAAUGAUCUGAAGCUUGACAAUGUCCUCAUAGAACUACCCACAGAGCAAGUGAAGAUCAUAGACUUUGGAAAUGCACUCUUCUUGGAACCAGAAGAAGGUAGUCAUCAUGUAGGAAUGGGUUUUUAUGCUCCACCUGGGUGUUUUCUUCAGAACAGGAGUCGAACAUUCCCUUUAACAGUGAAGACAUUGGGAACCCUGCUAUAUGAAAUGCUCUGUCAGUCCACUUAUUUUGAGCGUGAAUUCAAGAUCAAUCACAACAUCUUUAAUUGCAAGCGUCAGCUAAGUAUGGAAUGCAGAGAGUUAAUUCACUGGUGCCUAAAACCACAACCAUCUGACCGACCAACACUUGAGGAAAUCUUGGUACACCCCUUUGUGUCUUUGGGACUACAUUGAAAUGCCUUUCUCUGUAUGCUAUGAAGGAAGAUGUUAUUCACAAGAAGCAAGAGAUGAAUGUUUUGAUAUAAAUUGACUGGAGAGGAGCCCAUGAAGAUGACAAUUAGUCUUUAGUUGCAUUUAACAGCAGACAUUCUACUGAGAAAACUUAAAGGACCACUGAAGAACCUGUCAAAAAACAUCAGCAGCUCUUUAGAAACAUCUUGAAACCAGUAUAGCCAAACAUGGAAUUGGUGGAGAGUAAAGGCAAAGAAAUUAAUACACCAUGCCACCAAAAAGAAUCUGGAAAAAAAAUAUAUAAAAAAGUAAG
Polypterus senegalus (gray bichir) is the source of this 1824-nucleotide messenger RNA. RefSeq names its product serine/threonine-protein kinase pim-2-like. The record is from RefSeq and is a predicted model, not a curated record. NCBI's taxonomy places the organism in Eukaryota, Metazoa, Chordata, Cladistia, Polypteriformes, Polypteridae. The coding region runs from base 30 to 1514 and encodes 494 amino acids. Gene Ontology annotation, cellular component: cytoplasm. Gene Ontology annotation, molecular function: protein serine/threonine kinase activity; ATP binding. Gene Ontology annotation, biological process: negative regulation of apoptotic process; protein autophosphorylation; regulation of mitotic cell cycle. The transcript is spliced from 9 exons.